Messenger RNA from Rotaria socialis, 1218 nucleotides. The record is from the annotation of a GenBank genome assembly. NCBI's taxonomy places the organism in Eukaryota, Metazoa, Rotifera, Eurotatoria, Philodinida, Philodinidae.
AUGGUAGGAGUUGAAUUGAAAGGAGCAUUCCGUGGUGAAACACGUCGAAGCUUAAGAUCAGGUUUUGGUGUCUAUCAAUAUUCCAAUCCAUACUUUCGAUAUGAAGGAACAUGGCACGAAGGCAAAAAACAUGGUUUUGGCAAAUUAAUAUUUGCUGAUGGUUCGUAUUAUCAAGGAGAAUUUACUCAUAAUGAAAUAAUAGGACAAGGAACACGCUACUUUGCCGCAACACGUAAUACAUAUACCGGUCAUUUUUACUAUGGCGAAAUGGAUGGACAUGGAAGAUUGAGAAUGGGAAAUGAUGAUUGUUACGAAGGAGAUUUUAAAUCUAAUCAUUUUGAAGGCGAAGGUAGUUAUCUAUCACAUAAUAAACAAUUAUAUACUGGUAAUUGGCAUAAUCAUCGUCGACAUGGAUACGGAGAACAAAGCUAUGUUGAUGGAAGUCGUUACUCUGGUGAUUGGGUUGCUGAUAAACGACAUGGUUUUGGUAAAUUGAUUGAUAUUCAAGAAGGAUUUGUUAUUUAUGCAGGUAGUUGGAAAAAUGAUUUGAUGUAUGGUGAAGGAACCUAUAGUAUCGGCGAAACUUAUGCAUAUAGAAAUGGUAUGAUAGUUAAUAAUUAUCCAGUAGGUUGGCCAUUUCAACUUUGCGUUAAUGAGAAUCAAACAUCUACAAUUGAACUUACUGAAGAACCAACAGUAAUCACUGUUGAUAUUAUUAAUACUUUGGAAAAUGCUAGUCGAGUUGAAGCUGAUUGUGGACGCUUAAUUCGACUUCGGUGUGGUCAAAAAACUGAUCAACCAACAAGUGAUAGUCUGCCAACACCAUUUGGCUAUCAUGUUAAUUUGAUUCCAAGAACUAUACGAUCGUCUCCAUCUGAAGAGCAACCAGAGAUAGCAUCAAAUGAUCAAACCGAUAUCAGUGAAAGAAAACAUUUUCAAGAUUCUAUGUUAACUGCUGCAGAUACUGGUCGAGCUCAAUUUGUAGGCAUUAAUAUUGACACAUUUACAAUUAAACUCGCUAGUUCUACUGCUGCUCCUGUCUCACCAGCAUCAACACAAACAACAUCUAGUAAAAAUACUCGUCGCAAAGCAGAAAAGCCAACCAUGCCAUCGUUUGUUUUUAUCAUCGAUGAUAUCACCGAUCCAGUGCCAUUUAAUAAAUCUCUUGAUACUGUCUAUUUACCUGUCAACUUUUCUGUUACGCAUUUAGCUCAAUGA